This is a messenger RNA of Plasmodium gonderi, 1659 nucleotides long. RefSeq names its product tRNA (adenine(58)-N(1))-methyltransferase non-catalytic subunit TRM6. Gene Ontology annotation, cellular component: nucleus; tRNA (m1A) methyltransferase complex. Gene Ontology annotation, biological process: tRNA methylation. Bases 1 to 1659 code for a protein of 552 amino acids. The record is from RefSeq and is a predicted model, not a curated record. The transcript has a single exon. NCBI's taxonomy places the organism in Eukaryota, Apicomplexa, Aconoidasida, Haemosporida, Plasmodiidae.
AUGAAAAUUCGAAAGCACGACUUUGUCCUUAUUGAUGACGAAUUGAAGUGUAAACUGCACAAAGUAGUGGAUAUGAAAAUAAAAAUAAAAAAGAAUUAUCUCAAUCUGAUGUUUCUUGUGAAUAAAAAAUAUGGAUCUACAUACACUUACAUAAAGAACAAAUGGGUUCGAAGCAAAAAAAAUAAGAACAAAUUAGACAUUGAUUUUAAUGAAGAUAUUAAGGGAACAAAUAAGGAUAUAUUUAAAGAUAACAAUUCACAAAAAUUAACAGAAGAAAAUAUAGCACAAUUAAAAGAAAAUAAUUCUGAAAAUCCUUAUGAAGUUAUUCAAAAACUUAUUGACAAUUCUGUUACGUAUAAAGAAAAAACAUUAAUUUCAAAAUUUAAGUAUGUAGAAAAAAAAUUAAAAAGACACUUGUGUCAAUUUACUGUAUACGAAUGUAAUAUUCUAAAUUUAAUGAACUUUUAUUAUAAGUACUUCCCUGAAAAAAUAUCUUACCUACGGGUUGAUUACUUAUCUAAUUUAUUGUUUCAUUUAAAUCGAGAUGUUCUUCUUAAAGGAGAGGACAAAAUCACCAUGGGAGAUACAGACUCAAGCAAAAAUCAAAAUCCGCUAAGUAAGGAACACAUGGAGGAGAAAAAACAAUUUCAAAAUAUAGAGUCGCAAAUGUUGCAACAAAAUGGAAAUUCCACUUCAGAACAUUUAACAGAGGAAUAUAUUGACACGAACUUAUCGCUAAACCCGAAUGUACUCAUUUAUGAUGAUUCAUUUGGUUUAUUAACGAGUGUCUUAAACAUUAUUUAUUAUGAACAUGUGAAUAUCUUUUCUUUAAUUCAUAAAAAUGCUUCUAACUCCAUUAUCCCCUCUUUUGGAGUACGCAAAAAUAACAACAUUGUUAAGAUCAGCAUCCUGAACGCCCAUCCCUCGCCAAAGAUGUGCAGAAAUAACUGGCACACCUUGAACCAGAACUAUGAGUUCGUCUGUUCGUUUGGAGCGAUGGAAGAAGUAGCAGAACCUGUGGAGGAGGUAGCCGAACCUGUGGAGGAGGUAGCCGAACCUGUGGAGGAAUCAUCCGCUGAAAACGAAAAAAUGGGAAUGCACGAGGGUCGACACGAGGUGAUGAAGAGGAAAAUAGAACAGACAUAUGAUUCAGCUGAUUUUGGUGACAAUCGAAAAGGCGAAUCGGUCAGUAUGCCAUCCCAAAACGACCUGACCUGCCCAAGCAACAAGAGAAUGAAGAAUAAUCAUCCAGAGGAAAAUGUGAGAAGUGCAUCUGAAAAAAAAAGCGCACAAUUACAACGAAUUUUGAUGGAUGAUAUAAAAAGUAGAAAAGCCGAAUCAUUUGUCAUAAUAAUUUCAAGCGAAUUUAUAUAUAGCACCAAUACAGAUGUGUAUUUGCUUAUAGAUACAUUAAUAAAGAUUUCUUUGAAAUUUUUAAAAAAUGAUAGUAAAAUUAUUAUGCAUACAGACGACUUAAACAUUUCUAAUAUGUUUUUGAAAUGUCUAAUCGAUACCAAUUCGUUCAUAAAUAUAAAAUUAAAUGAGUACAUCCUCCGAGAGCAGCAGGUUGUGAAACGCAGAACACAUCCAGUAAUAAAAAAUGCCAAGCUAGCAGAUGGGUUCUUGUUAACUGCACUCAAGGUCGAAGGGGGACCGUAG